Adineta ricciae is the source of this 1092-nucleotide messenger RNA. Lineage: Eukaryota; Metazoa; Rotifera; Eurotatoria; Adinetida; Adinetidae. The record is from the annotation of a GenBank genome assembly.
AUGUUAUCAACAGGAGAUGUACAAAAUUAUCUUCGUAAAUUGCAAACGGAACUACGUUUCAUCAAAUUUCGUGAUGUGGAUUAUAAAUCACUCCAAACAGGCAACCCAUGUGAAUUCCUAAAAAUUUAUCACUAUGUUUUCUUGGAUUAUAAUCCAUUGUUCGCAAAAAGCUUACUCGACAAAUGCGGUUGCGAUUUCUACGGCAAGACAGACAGUCAUUUUGUGGAUACAAUGUAUAAAGCGUUACGUGAUCAUUUCAGUUAUAAACCACCGAUCACGAAAGAACAAUUCUUCACGACAGGCUUUGCCGAACGAAAACUGCAAAUGGCGUGUGACGUCAUCGUAUUGGUGCGGCAAGAGUGUAAGGAAAUCAAUAUGAUUCAACAACAGAAACGUUCAGGAUCUAACUCAGCACGGUUGACGAAUGGUAAUAAGGAAAAGAAACGUGUUUCAUCAAGUACACAACAAGGACCUGUUCCGAAUGCUUUUCAUCCUUUACGGGACAUGAGUUUAGAACCAGCUAAUCACGAUGUUGAACAAUUUACAUCGGUUCAAGCACAUCAUUUGACUGUGCCAAAGAAACAGCAUAUCGAAAGUUGGUUAGAUGGAUCGGAAUUUGAAUCUUCGUCAAAUCCUCGAAAUCAGAUCGGAUCGCUUACUGCUAUGACACUUCAACGUUUGGAAGAACAAAUUCAAAUGUUAAAAGUUAAAGUUGAAGAUAUCAAUGCUCGACUGGAAAAUGUCACUUCGAUUCUACAAGAAACUCAUUCUGGAAAUAGCUUUUUAUCAUCAUCCGAUGUUUCGAAUUUCAAUGCACGCUUAGUUAUUGUUGAAAAUGAAUUAGCGAUGUUACGACGAAAGACACCCCAGAACAAUGAUACCCACGUCACUCUUCCUGAACCGAAACCAAAACAACCAUUUGUUCCACAAGGAAUUCUCGUUGAUUCAGACGAGGAAGAAGAAAUGAUUAAGAGCUAUGCAAUCGAAGAACCAAUUCAGGAUGCUGAUGUUGUUGAACGUGCUCGCUCGUUACUUGAAAAUGCUGAACAAUGUAAUCGUGACUUACUACGAAGAAUUCAAACGAAAACAUGA